AUGUCGGAUGUGUCGAACUCCUUCUCAGCUUGGGAGACCCUGCCGGAGGACGAACCUCCGCUGUGCAUCGCAGUUCGACGCCCAGAGUCACCUCCACGCCACUAUGAGGCGCCUUCGUCAGAGCCUGGAAAAAUCAAAGCCAUUAGUGAUUUAUUCUCUCAAGCGCCUGGUAACGCAAUGACGAAGGCGAAAACGCCGAAACGUUAG
Messenger RNA from Necator americanus (New World hookworm), 207 nucleotides. RefSeq lists its product as uncharacterized. The record is from RefSeq and is a predicted model, not a curated record. NCBI's taxonomy places the organism in Eukaryota, Metazoa, Nematoda, Chromadorea, Rhabditida, Ancylostomatidae. The transcript is spliced from 2 exons. Bases 1 to 207 code for a protein of 68 amino acids.